Bombyx mori (domestic silkworm) is the source of this 1941-nucleotide messenger RNA. RefSeq names its product leucine-rich repeat-containing protein 74B. The transcript has a single exon. NCBI's taxonomy places the organism in Eukaryota, Metazoa, Arthropoda, Insecta, Lepidoptera, Bombycidae. The coding region runs from base 104 to 1750 and encodes 548 amino acids. Gene Ontology annotation, molecular function: protein binding. The record is from RefSeq and is a predicted model, not a curated record.
AAUUUCUUUACUGUCAUCUCUCGGACAUCUUAAGUCUUGUGAUUUUUGUACAAAGUUUUUUUGUUAAGUAUUGUUUUAAUUUUUAAUUAGUUUUAUUUUCAAAAUGUCGUCCGAAAUGUUAAUACGAGAGCCACCGCCCACAAGAAUGAUUUUCAAGGCAAUCGACGAACAAAGUUCUGAGGAGCCUCCGAUGGAGGAAUGGUCUUCGUGUCAACUGGAAGUCAAUGAAACUAAUGUGAAGAAAGCCUUGUUUCAAGAGGGUCUUUAUGCACCAGGAAGUGGAGAAAUAUGCACUAAAUACAUUACUGUUUCUGACAGCUCAGUUCUAAGACACCCAUAUUUUAACUACCCUGGAGUCAUCGAUCCUGGUAUUGAAAAAGCUUUGCUACAACCAGAACCUCCUAUAAUAUACCCUGACGAUGGUCAGGUAUUAUAUCUUGAGCUGUGCAAAGAAAUGGGACAGUGCCCAGUUAGAAUGUUCCAUAAAGGACUACUGAACGAUGUGAUAGAUUUGAGGUAUUACGGUGUAAAUCCAAACAGUGUCCGAUGCAUGGGCAUUGCAAUGAAAUUUAAUAAUUUUGUCAAAGUUUUAAAUUUAACCGAUAAUUUCUUGAAUAACGACGCUUGUUACCACCUUGGUGAGAUGCUUACUACGAAUUCGUGUUUACGAGAAUUGAAUCUUUGCGGAUGUCGCAUUGGUGUUGAAGGUCUUCGAAGAUUACUUCCCGGCCUCAUCGUAAAUAGAUCUUUGAAAGUAUUGAAUCUUAAUAAAAAUCAGCUGGGUGAUACUGGGAUACAAUUAGUAGCAAGAGGUAUAGUUCGCGGUAUGGACGUCGAAAAUUUAUAUCUUAGUUAUAAUGAUCUCAGUGCUAAUGCAGCCAAUAUAUUAACUGAAGCUUUCAAUAGGCACAACAAACUUGUUUUACUAGAUCUGUCUUGGAAUAAUCUGUACUCGCCUGCAGAGGUAUACGUUUUAUUAACUAAACUUGCUCAAAAUGAAUUUUUGCAGACAUUAGAUUUAUCUUGGAAUUCUUUAGCCGGAGCCAGGAUCGGUAAUGCUAUAAAAAUAUUAAUGAAAGCUCCUAAUUUGCAAAAUUUGAACUUAAGCAACAAUAGAUUAACCGGUGAUGCUAUAUCCAACCUGCUGAAGAAUAUAGAAAAACCCCAGAAUCUCGUUCUGAAUCUCUCGUACAAUCCUAUGACACCAACUGAUGCCUUAUCCAUCCUUAAUAAGUUGAAGUUACCUGAAGUGAAACUAAAUACACUUUUGUUAGACAACGUUUUAGUGGGGUGCGAAUUUUUGGAGGCUCUUAAAGAAAUCAGAGAACUUGAAUUUCGUAGGGAUACAAUCAUAACCCACGGAGGAUUAACUAAUGGCAACAAGCCUACUGGACCUGAUCCUCGUGAUGUGGUGUUAAACAGAGCUGAUUUUCUGUGCCUGAAUCCAAAGAAACAACCUAUAGACAUUGCUUUAGUAUUAUUGAAGCUACUAAAAACAGGUAACAAGAUUAUGAGUAUAAAGGACUUUGCGAAAACUCUUCGAAGGUCCGGUGUUCCUCUGGAUCCAGAUUUAAUUGAAGAAAUGACAGAUGCGUUCGCAGGACCACGGACAACUAAAGCUAAAGUAAUCGAUCUAAAGCUUGUCGCAGAUUACAUUAAAAGGAAAUGGCCUGAGAGAAAAUUGCCCGUUACGCCUCCACCUGAACCAAUACGAAAGAAGAGCAAAAGGAAGGCGAAAAAGAAACAUUGAAAAACCACUUUUAUUUUUAGAUGAUAGUUUUAGUUUGUGGUAUUUUUAAACAAUUUAACGUUUAUUCUUUUUUUAAUUUACUAAGUUUGUGGAGAGUAGGUAAGUUUUAGACAAAGUUUUUUUUUAAGGAUUAGGUAGUUCAUUUGCUAAAUAAAUUGACAAUAAAUGUAUUAAAGUCUUAUCUAAAAUAA